UUCAACCCCAAAACCCGCCUCCCCUGCUAGAGAAGAGAGAAAAACUCACAUCCUCGGCAUCUCUCUCUCUCUCUCUGCAAGUGGUGGGCCCCAUGUCGUCGUCGGCGGCGCACCAGAAGGCGGCGGCGGCGGCUCCCGUCGAGGAGGAGGAGGCCGGGGAGCACGGGCCUUUCCCCAUCGAGCACCUCCAGGCAUCGGGAAUAGCUGCAGUUGAUGUGAAAAAGCUCAAAGAUGCUGGUCUUUGCACCGUGGAGUCUGUAGCUUACUCUCCAAGGAAGGAUCUUUUACAAAUCAAAGGGAUUAGUGAAGCCAAAGUUGAUAAGAUAAUGGAAGCAGCUUCGAAGUUGGUUCCACUGGGGUUCACUAGUGCUACCCAACUUCAUGCGCAGAGGCUUGAGAUCAUCCAAGUUACAACAGGAUCAAGAGAACUUGAUAGAAUAUUGGAUGGAGGAAUAGAAACAGGGUCUAUCACAGAGCUUUAUGGUGAAUUUAGGUGUGGGAAGACUCAGUUGUGCCAUACUCUCUGUGUCACAUGUCAGCUCCCACUGGACCAAGGUGGUGGUGAAGGAAAGGCUCUUUAUAUUGACGCAGAAGGCACAUUCAGACCACAAAGACUCCUCCAGAUAGCUGACAGGUUUGGACUGAAUGGCGCUGAUGUACUUGAGAAUGUAGCUUAUGCCAGAGCAUAUAAUACUGAUCAUCAAUCAAGACUUUUGCUGGAAGCAGCUUCCAUGAUGGUGGAGACAAGGUUUGCGCUUAUGGUUAUAGAUAGUGCCACGGCCUUAUACAGAACCGACUUCUCUGGUAGAGGGGAGCUAUCAGCAAGGCAAAUGCAUCUGGCUAAGUUUCUGAGGAGCCUUCAGAAAUUAGCGGAUGAGUUCGGGGUGGCAGUGGUCAUCUCCAACCAGGUAGUGGCCCAAGUAGAUGGCGGUGCAAUGUUUGCCGGGCCACAGAUCAAACCCAUUGGAGGGAACAUCAUGGCUCACGCUUCCACGACGAGGCUUUAUCUCCGCAAGGGAAGGGCGGAGGAGCGGAUCUGCAAAGUGGUGAGCUCUCCCUGCCUGGCUGAAGCUGAAGCGAGGUUUCAGAUAUCACCUGAAGGCGUCACAGAUGUUAAGGAUUGAGAGCGCUCAUUGCUUGUCAUGGGAUACAUCAUAUCAUGUAUCGGACUUAGCCUGCUGUUUGCAUCUUCAGCAACAGAUGCUCGCUUAUGCUGAUGAAGGCCCUUCUGUACAGCAAACGCCUUGCAGCUGCAGUGGCACUAUAGGGGCUCCGUGGACGGAAAUGUUGUACAGCUAAUCUCCCAUGGUUUGCUUGUUCUAUCUUCACCCCCAAUGUAGUGCAACACAAGCAGUACAGGCAGUUUACGAAUUUCCAAUGCCAUUAUCACCAUACUGUAGCAGUUAUUCAAAUAUGAGUUGUCCCUGGUCGUUUUUUCAGCUUAUGUAAUCAGGUUUUGGUUUCAGUAGCAAAAACAGCGUAUGCAUUACUCUUGAGAAUUGUAUGGUUAUGGCUGAGUGAUGGGAAAAUGUAGAUAGGUCCUAGAGGCAAUCAGCCAGUAACUCGGUAGUUAUAAAGAUAGUUUUCGGGUGA
This is a messenger RNA of Hordeum vulgare subsp. vulgare (domesticated barley), 1593 nucleotides long. RefSeq names its product DNA repair protein RAD51 homolog B. Gene Ontology annotation, biological process: double-strand break repair via homologous recombination; chromosome organization involved in meiotic cell cycle; mitotic recombination-dependent replication fork processing. The transcript is spliced from 9 exons. Bases 93 to 1124 code for a protein of 343 amino acids. The record is from RefSeq and is a predicted model, not a curated record. Gene Ontology annotation, molecular function: ATP binding; ATP-dependent DNA damage sensor activity; DNA strand exchange activity. Gene Ontology annotation, cellular component: condensed nuclear chromosome. NCBI's taxonomy places the organism in Eukaryota, Viridiplantae, Streptophyta, Magnoliopsida, Poales, Poaceae.